GCGAGGUGCUACGCCACUGGCCGGCUCUGUUCGUUAGGGGGCGCCACCAGUGCAUCAGUCGAAAUCUAUCCAAGUGCACUGGGCGUGUUUUGCAAAACGUUCUAAAUUAAUGUGUUUUUUACCGAAAUGAAGUAACUGAAUUUUUUGCACAAGGAGAACCGGAACCGUGAAAACCCGCUAAAAGCCGCGAAUGUCGGGCCGUUCGGUUUGCCCCAAAAGGGCCAAAGGGGUUGAUAACGACCGGUUUUUUGGCCAAGUGGCGUCCCUUAAACGCGCACCCAAAAUGGGCUUUUCGAGUACAGAAUGUCUCUGUCGCUUAAAAUACACAUUGUUGAUACAAAUGUUACCAAAACCAUCGUCUUUGAUCCUUCGACCACGGUCUACGAUGCGUGCAAAAUCAUCAGGGAGAAGUGCACGGAAGAAAACUUGGGAAAUCCCAGAGACUACGGUCUCUUCCUCACCGAUGAGGACAGCAGGACUGGCGUCUGGCUGGAACCGAACAGGCACUUGGAAUAUUACAUCCUGCGAAACGGCGAUACUGUCGAGUAUCGAAAGAAAUUGAGAACUUUGAGAGUUAAGAUGCUUGACGGUUCGGUGAAGACGAUGCUGGUGGACGAUUCCCAGAUUGUUGCUAAUCUGAUGGUUGUAAUUUGUACGAAGCUCGGCAUAACAAAUCACGACGAAUACUCCCUAGUCCUUGAGGACUUGGAGAACCAGGAGAACAUCGAGAAUCGAAAUUACGGCACUCUGACUUUGAAACGUAAACGCGAAGAGAAGGAAAGAGACGCAAAGAUGGAUCAGCUGAGGAAAAAAUUGCAUACUGAUGACGACGUCAACUGGCUCGAUCCCUCCAAAACACUGAGAGAGCAAGGCAUAGACGAGAACGAAACAGUCCUCUUAAGGAGGAAGUUUUUCUUCUCCGACCAAAACAUCGAUUCGCACGAUCCUGUUCAACUCAAUCUGCUCUACGUCCAAGCGCGCGACGCCAUCAUUAACGGCACUCAUCCAAUUACGCAAGACAAGGCUUGCGAAUUCGCAGGAAUACAGUGUCAAAUACAAUUUGGGGAUCACGUGGAGAGCAAACACAAACCCGGAUUUUUGGAUUUGAAAGAAUUCUUGCCGCAAUCGUACAUCAAAGUCAAGGGAAUCGAGAAAAAAAUUUUCGCCGAGCAUAAAAAACACUUGGGGAAAAACGAACUUGAAGCGAAGGUCACGUACACGAAGAAUGCGCGAGCUUUGAAAACCUACGGUGUCACCUUUUUCUUGGUUAAGGAAAAAAUGAAGGGGAAAAAUAAACUAGUGCCCAGAUUAUUGGGUGUGACUAAAGACUCGGUCCUUCGUUUGGACGAAAAAACUAAAGAGAUAUUGCAAACCUGGCCUUUGACAACCGUUAGGCGAUGGGGCGCAAGCCCCAAUACGUUCACUCUUGAUUUCGGGGAUUACUCCGAUCAGUACUAUUCAGUACAGACAACUGAGGCGGAACAAAUCCAGCAAAUCAUAGCCGGAUACAUUGACAUCAUCUUAAAGAAGAAACAAGCGAAAGAUCAUUACGGAAUUGAAGGUGACGAAGGUUCGACAAUGUUUGAGGAAAGCGUCGCUCCGCACAAGGCGACUAUUUUGCAACACGAGUUGAGCAAAGUCGGUAAAUUGAACACCGAGUCUUUGGCCAAACCAGCCGUCAUGCGGGCCGGAACUGACGGUGAGAAAACAUUUAGUACAGGCAUGAUGGGUAGUGCACAACACACUAUCGUAAGUGGACAAGUGAACGUAGGUCAUGCACCUCCAACGGUGCAACAAACCAAAGUGACAUCGGUCCUAACCGAACCUCAACGGGCCUUAUUAUCGACAAUUACGGCCACCCAAAGCAAGAUAAAAGAAUCCGAGAUCGAGCUUGAAGGCCGCGCUCACAUCCCCGAACUGGGAAGCGACCCAGCUGCCAAAAAAUGGAAACAAGUCACUUUAGACACCCGCAAGCAAAACGUCGGCUCCCAAAUCGCUGCUAUGAACGCCGCCACUGCCCAAGUGGUCACCCUAACAUCAGGACCCCAGGACGAAGUCGAUCACAAUGCAGUCGGUGCUGCCAUCACCACAAUUGGGAGCAACUUACCUGAAAUGACUAAAGAUGUGAAAAUGAUCGCCGCAUUGAUGGACGACACAAACAUGGGCGAAAAAUUACUGGACGCUACUAGAAAAUUGUGUAGCGCUUUCAGCGAUUUAUUGAAAGCUGCGGAACCCGAGUCGAAAGAACCACGUCAAAGUUUACUGAAUGCGGCUUCACGAGUUGGCGAAGCUAGCACAAGUGUUUUGGCCACAAUUGGUGAAGACACCAUUGAGAAUAAACAACUACAAGACAUGUUGUUGUCUUUGGCCAAAGCUGUGGCUAACACCACAGCUGCGUUAGUCCUCCGUGCGAAAAACAUCGCUUCAACUUGUGAGGACCAACAGACACAGAAUAGAGUAAUCGGAGCUGCAACCCAGUGUGCUUUAGCCACGUCCCAAUUAGUGGCAUGCGCCAAAGUAAUCGCCCCAACUCUGCAAUCACCCGCCUGCCAGGAACAAUUAACUGCAGCGGUCCGAGAAGUCGCAAAAGCGGUGGAAAACCUCGUUUCCGUCUGUAAUGAGGCUUCCGGUAAUGAGGAACUGAUGAAUCAAUUAAAACAAGCCGCCAGUGAAGUCACCCGAACCCUCAACGACCUCCUCAACCACAUUAAACUCGCGUCGCGAGAACGCGCCCAAGAAACCAUCCAAGAACACAGUGUUGAGGAGAUUUACACCGCCACUGACCGCCUGUCCGCUGCCUCAGGCGACCCCAACGAAAUGGUCAAACAGGCGAGGCUUCUAGGCCAAGCCACCGCACAAUUGAUACAAAGCAUCAAAGGCGAGGCUGAAAAAAGCCCAGAUUCGGACAUACAACGGAGAUUACUGGCCGCGGCGAAGACUUUGGCCGAUGCCACUGCCAGGAUGGUCGAAGCUGCAAGACAGUGUGCCUCACACCCGCAUGAUAUCCACUACCAGAGCGUUUUGAGGAAAACGGCCGAGGAAUUGAGGGAUGUCACCACAGUGGCGGCGACUACGCCAGCUUUGAGGGCCAAGUUGGUUGACAGGGUUAAGGUGUGUGCGAGGAAAGCGGUGUCUUCGGCUACGCAGUGUAUCACAGCAGCACAGGCAAGUCAUCCCUAUAACUCCAAUCAAACCACAAGGGAAGCGCUGAUGACGGAGACGCAAGAGCUGGUCAAGCAGAUUCCGCCCUUGGUGGGGUCGAUCAAAGCCAGUACUGCCAACCCGGAGGAUACGACAAGUCAGGUUGAUUUGAUCUACGUCGCUGAUGUUUUUCUCCAUCCCGCUACUCACUUUGUCCAAACCUCCCAAUCAGUCUUACCAACAAUCCACGAACAAGCCAUCACGGAACAACUCUCCGUCACUAGCCAGAAACUCAACACCGACUUGAGCGACCUCCGUGGUGCCCUAAGUCGCGCUAAACCCGUCUGUCAAGGCCUUGGUCUAGGAGCAGCAGCUCAACUUAUCGCCGACCUCCAAGACGAACUAAACGAAUUUGAACGUGCCGUCAAGACACACAAUUUGCGUCCCCUUCCGGGAGACACACCCGAAUACGGAGCCGAAGAACUCACCUCCAGCAGCAAAGCGAUCAACCAAAGUGUCGCCCAACUGUUGAGUGCCGCAGCUCAAGGAAACGAAAUUUACACAGACAAGGCCGCUCGAGACACCGCACAAAGCCUCAAGAAUUUGACCAGUGCGGUGAGGGCCGUGGCUGCCACUUCUGGGGACCAGGACGUGCAACUAAAGGUGAUUGGGUCAGGCCAGGAGGUCCUGAUGCACUCUGCCAGGUUGGUUGAGGAGGCUCAGAAAACCUUGCAUUCGGUUGAAGUCACUCCUGGCUUACAACACGCAGCUAAGAGCAUUGCCUCUGCUUUGAACCAAGCGGUUGGGUGCCUCCCAGGCCAGAGAGAUGUCGAUUCAGCAAUCACAAACAUCAUCGAAUGGACGGCUGGUAUCGACUCUGGCCGUUUCCCUCACACUAAUAAAAGCUACGGAGAGUUGCAACAAGAAUUAAACACUGCGGCAGCCAACCUAAACGAGGCUAGUUCAGUUGUUGUAAGCUCGGUCAAAAGUCCAAUCCAGUUGUCUUCCUCGUCUAAAGAUUUCUCGGCCGCUUUUCACGACUUGCUCGAAGUCUCAAUGGAAAUGGCCGGACAAACACAGGACACAGAUAUCCGAGGCCAAAUGGUUCACUCACUUAAAAACGUCUCGACAACUUCGAGCACUCUCCUAACGACAGCUAAGUCACUAUCAGCUGACCCGUAUUUACCAAACGGUAAAAACCAACUCGCUGCAGCCGCCAGAGCGGUGACCGACAGCAUCAACCACUUGGUCAACGUCUGCACUUCGGCAGCUCCAGGCCAGAACGAAUGCGACAACGCAAUUCGCAAAAUCCAAGCCAUGAAACACCUGCUCGAAAGCCCCACUGAACCAAUCAACGAUUGCACCUAUUACGAGGCUUUGGACUCGGUCAUCGACAAAAGCAAAGUUCUGGGUGAAUGCAUGACCGGCAUUACCAACAGUGCCAAGCAAUCGCAACACGAGAAAUUCGCCGAAAAUGUUAAAACUUUCAGUACUUCUAUUUGCCACUUUAUCGAAGCUUCGGCCCAAGCUGCUUACUUAGUCGGAGUCUCCGACCCUUCGAGCAUUGCCGGGCGGCCGGGUUUGGUCGACCAGGCCCAAUUCGCCCGAGCUUCGCAAGCCAUCUACCAAGGCUGUACGGCGUUAGCUUCACCUUCAAGCCCCCAAAAACAAGUCCUUGAAGCUGCAACUUUGAUAGCGAAGCACACGAGUGCGCUGUGUAAUUCAUGCCGAGUGGCAAGUUCCAAAACUACGAAUCCUGUGGCGAAGAAACAGUUCGUGCAAAGUGCCAAAGCUGUGGCUAAUUCGACCGCAGCUUUGGUCAAAGAGAUUAAAACGCUUGAUUUGGAUUAUUCGGAUGUGAAUAGGCACAGGUGUGCGGAAGCGACACGGCCACUGUUGGAGGCUGUGGAGAAUCUUUGCAUUUAUGCAAACUCGAGUGAGUUUGUCUCGAUUCCGGCGAAGAUCUCGCCACAAGCUAGACGCGCCCAAAUGCCGAUUAUUGAGGCUGGGAAUCGAUUGAUUGAGACGUCUUGUACUGUUGUUCGAGUGGCUAAAAGUCUGGUGGUGAUGAAUAAGGAUCCUUCGACGUGGCAACAUUUUGCCAGUUCGUCUAAGGAUGUUUCUGAGGCGAUUAAACAGCUGGUUGUCACUAUACGUAAUGGUGCUCCUGGCAAAACCGAAUGCGAAAGCGCGUCGUCCGUUCUCACCAACCAUCUCCGAACCCUCGAUUCCGCCUCCAUGGACGCCGUCUCCCAGUCAUUGGUCCCUCGCAAGGGUUCCACUUUACCCGUGUACAGCCAACAAGUUGAACGCGCAGCUGCUGGCCUUUUAGACACGAUUGAACCUUUAAGACAUGCUGCCAAAUACGAAGCUGAGAACAUUGGACAUGCGGUCAAUCAAAUGAUACAAUACUUCGAGCCUUUGGUGCAAAACACUAUUGGGGCCGCUUCCAACAUGAAAAAUUCGAAGCAACAGGAACAACUCCUGGAUCAGGCUAAAUCGGUGACCGAAUCGGCCCUACAGUUGGUUUAUUCGGCCAAGGAUUGUGGCGGCAAUCCUAAGGCUGUCAACAUUCAUCCAGACAUUGACGAGUUCGCAAAUUCGACUCGUGACACGUUACAGGACUUAGUCACAAGCUUAGAAACCAUAUCCACACAGAGCGGGAUUGUGUCGGGAGUUGUGGACAAUCUGACAAGAGCCAUGACUCGCUUGUCUGAUCAUAGAGCUUCCCUUAUUAUUUCAGACAGUGAUAGUUACGUCGAUUACCAGACUAGAAUGGUCGAAUGUGCCAAAGACAUCGCCAAACUCGCCGGCGAAAUGGCAUCGAAAGCACCCAACGAUACGCAAAAACUCGCCCCACUGUCUGCCGAUUUGUCCCACAAAUACACCCAACUGGCCAACGACAGCAUCGGCGCUGCGGCAGCCGCCACCAACGGGGAAGUGGCCAUGCGGCUCAAGGAAGUCGUCCAACAACUAGGAGGCGCCUGCGUUGAGCUGGUCCAAGCCGGUGGUCAAUGUCUCAUCAGAAAAGACGACAUCAUUUUACGCGAAAUUGGAGAUUGUUCACGGAACGUUACGGAGAAGGUGUCACGUGUUUUGGCCACUCUGCAGUCAGGCUCCAGGGGAACUCAGGCUUGUAUCAAUGCCGCUUCGACAGUUUCCGGCAUUAUCGGCGAUUUGGAGACCACGAUUAUGUUCGCAACCGCCGGGAAUUUGAAUCCGGAGAAUGAACACGAGUCGUUUGCCGAUCAUAGGGAGAAUAUUUUGAAAACGGCCAAAGCUUUGGUUGAAGAUACUAAAACGUUGGUGGCGGGGGCGGCGUCCUCGCAGGAACAGCUGGCGGUGGCGGCGCAGAAUUCCGUCUCCACCAUCGUACAAUUGGCCGAAGUGGUUAAAUUUGGAGCGGCCAGUUUGGGCUCCGACAACCCGGACUCUCAAGUAAUGCUUAUCAACGCUGUUAAGGACGUUGCAAGUGCUCUCGGCGACUUAAUCCACGCCACAAAAGCCGCCAGUGGUAAACCCAUCAACGACCCAGCAAUGGCCCACUUGAAGGAAAGUGCAAAGGUGAUGGUGACCAACGUGACUUCGCUCCUUAAAACCGUCAAAGCAGUCGAAGACGAGCACACUCGCGGCACUCGCGCCCUAGAGUCCACAAUUGAAGCAAUCGGCCAGGAAAUGCGAGCGCUGCGCUCCAGCGAGGCCUGCAAGCCGGGCGUGACCGCCGAAGACCUCAUCAAGUGCACCAAAGCCAUCACCAAAGCCACGGCGAAAUCGGUCUCAGCCGGAAUCAGCAACAAGCAAGACGACAUCAUCGCGGCUGCAAACCUGGCCAGGAAAUCAAUCUCCGACAUGCUAAUCAUUUGCAAAAGCGCGGCCUAUAAUUUAGCCGAAACGGCCGAGCUGAGAGAGCGCACGCUGAACGGCGGCCACGACUGUGCCCAGCAAUUCAGGGAGUUGUUGCUCGCGAUUUUGCAGCAAGCGAGUCCUGCUGAUGCCAAGCACACGCUUCCGAUGAUUUCGCGCAAAAUUGCACAGUCGGCGACCGAGUUGGUUAGCAUUGCUGAGCUGCUGAAGGGCUCGGAUUGGGUCGAUCCGGACGAUCCGACUGUUAUUGCAGAGAACGAGCUUCUGGGGGCUGCGGCUUCCAUUGAUGCGGCUGCCAAGAAGUUGGCCAGUUUGAGACCGAGGAAGUCGAUUAAGACCCAAGACUUGGACGAAUCGCUCAACUUCGACGAAAUGAUCCUCGAAGCGGCCAAAUCCAUAACAUCGGCCACUUCAGCGCUCGUGAAAGCCGCCAGUGCCGCUCAACGCGAACUCAUCGACAGCGGAAAAGUCUCCCGCACCCCCACAUCAUCCUCAGACGACGGCCAAUGGUCGGAAGGUCUAAUCUCAGCCGCGAGACUCGUAGCUGCUGCCACACACAGUCUUGUCGAAAGCGCCAAUGCCCUAGUCCAAGGCCUCGGCAGUGAAGACAAACUAAUCUCAGCCGCGAAACAAGUUGCAAGUUCCACAGCACAGUUACUUGUGGCUUGCAAAGUAAAAGCCGAGGGCGACACCACAGCCACUCGAAGGUUGCACCAAGCGGGAACCGCUGUCAUUCGCUCGACGGAUAAUCUGGUACGAGCUGCCCAGCAGGCGAAGAGUGUGGAGGAGGAGAGGUGUUUGGUGUUGAACAAGCGGAUGGUUGGAGGCAUUGCCCAGGAGAUUGACGCCAGGUCGGAGGUGUUCCGGAUAGAGCGGGAGCUGGAGGAGGCCAGGAGUCGCUUGACUGCCAUCAGACAAGCCAAGUACAAACUGAGAGGGUACGACACUUCAGGGGAUGACACUGAUGGUUACAUCAGUUCGGCGCAAGAUGGAGAGACGUCGCGUUUCAGAAAAACUCCGCGGAUUAAAGUGAUUGUUGACAAUGUUGACCCUCCUUUCAGGAAAGGAUAUUCGAGAUACGGCCAAUACCAAUACGACAGUUCACACUCAAACUACUCACCCACCGUACAAAACACCCUUUACAACGACACAUACAGCCACUUAGAGAGUCCCGAAAAAGUCAGCUCGUUAGAACGCAACAAGAAAAAUCUCCUCCAAUCACAAAUCCACUCUUUGGACAACGCUGUCUAUGGAGGCACCAACAGUUACAACCAAGACCAUUACAAUUCCUUCAGCAAAAACGCACCUAAAUUCACUCCCACAUACACCCCUGAGAGCAAAACUUACACUCCGACAACCUCAACCCCGUUUCAAAGUCCGUACAAACAACUCCCAACCUCUCCAACUAAACCAACGUUCGACUACGCCCCCAAACCCAGUAAUUUGACAACAUUCGGUGGUGGUGACGGUUUUUCAACUUCCGAGUACCGAACCAGCACUCAGAAAAUACCAGGAGGCUACAAAACGGAUUCGUUCAAAUAUGAAGCUUACAAAUCGUCGUCACAGCCGUCCUAUUCAGCCGGUUCUGAGACGUACUACACCACCGCGCCCAACUUGAAGGUGCAGUUGAGUCCGUUCGAUAAAAAAACGUUUGAGUCGUUUAGUAACGGAGGAGACAACCAAUACCAAUCGUCUUACUCGUCGAACGUUGAAUAUAUCAAUGAGCCGCCGGUUCUCAAGGACUCCGACACGUUGGAGCAGAAGAUGUUGAAAAAGUCAGUCACGCAGCAAAUCAUCGAGAAGAAAACGGUACAAAUGUCCAAGUCCAGCAAACAGGAGUCUUCGACGAAGAGUUUUAGGUUCGAGUAGUCAGGGGUUACUAAUUAGUGAUUCUAAGUGUCUUUAUUUAUUGAUGGUGCUAAUAUUUAUGCUUCUUUAUUAACCAAAUAUUUAGUGUCUUAAUCGUGCCAAUUAAUUUUAAGCUUGUGUAGUCGUUAAGUCGGUUUUGUUUCGGUGCCAAAUUUGCGUUCCGGUUACUUAAGUGCCUUCCAAGCAUUUGGAAAAGUGUUACUUAUUUCGUAGCGAGUGCUAAACACAGUGCCUAUGUAAUUAACUUCGCUUUUUAAUGUACUUUACUGUAACAAUCCAUCCAGAUGGAGUGUUUACUACCUUAUACUUUACAAAUUUUUAAUUAUUAUUAAUUAACUAUUUUGGAACUUUUGACGGACGCUCGUUCAUCAUCUUGUCACGAGUUUCACGAUGGAAGAAACACAUUGUAUAAAUAAACUAAUUGAAAAGUU
This is a messenger RNA of Tribolium castaneum (red flour beetle), 9305 nucleotides long. It is a transcript of the gene rhea, whose product is annotated as rhea. Gene Ontology annotation, cellular component: cytoskeleton; ruffle; focal adhesion. Lineage: Eukaryota; Metazoa; Arthropoda; Insecta; Coleoptera; Tenebrionidae. The record is from RefSeq and is a predicted model, not a curated record. Gene Ontology annotation, molecular function: structural constituent of cytoskeleton; integrin binding; actin filament binding. Gene Ontology annotation, biological process: cell-cell adhesion. The transcript has 22 exons. The coding region runs from base 304 to 8874 and encodes 2856 amino acids.